This is a messenger RNA of Paramecium primaurelia, 7503 nucleotides long. NCBI's taxonomy places the organism in Eukaryota, Ciliophora, Oligohymenophorea, Peniculida, Parameciidae. The record is from the annotation of a GenBank genome assembly.
AUGAAUAAAUAAUUCAUCAUAUUAACAUUGUUGCUUGCCUUAGCAACAAGUCAGACUUACAGUAUAACAUCAUGCACAUGUGCAUAGUUAUUAUCAGAAGGAGAUUGUAUAAAAAAUACUUCACUUGGAUGUUCUUGGGAUAGCACAAAGAAAUCUUGUGCAGUUUCAACUACUCCCGUCACUCCAACAGUGUCUUAUGCAGCAUAUUGUGAUUCUUUUGCAGAAGCAGAUUGUCCAAAAGCUAAACCUUGCACAGAUUGUGGUAGCUAUGCUGCCUGUGCCUGGGUUGGAGGAAAAUGCACACAUUUCACAGGAUGCACAGCCUUUGCAAAAACAACAGAUCCUGAAUGUUAAGCAAUUAGUAAUAGAUGUAUUACAGAUGGAACUCAUUGUGUUGAAGUCGAUGCUUGUAGCACAUACAAGAAACAACUUCCUUGUGUCAAAAACGCAGCUGGAAGCUUGUGCUAUUGGGAUACAACAAAUAAUACUUGUGUAGAUGCUAAUAAUUGUGAUAGAUUACCAAUUACAUUUGUUACAGAUAAAGAAUGUAGAGAUGUAAUAUCAACUUGUACAACUAAAACUGGAGGUGGAUGUGUUGAUAGUGGAAAUAAUUGUAGUGAUUAAACAUUAGAAAUUUAAUGUGUUUGGAAUAAAUUAAGAUCAAUUGCAUGUUAUUGGGAUGGAGCAGCAUGUAAAGAUAGAAUUUGUGAUAAUGCACCAACAACAUUGACAACUGAUGAAACAUGUAAAACCUUUAGAACUGAUGGAACAUGUACAACUAAACCUAAUGGAGGAUGUAUUACUAGAACUACUUGUGCAGCUGCAACUAUCUAAGCUGCUUGUAUUAAAAAUAGUUCAGGUGGUGAUUGUUAUUGGACUGGAACUGCAUGUGUUGAUAAGAUAUGUACAAAUGCACCAACUACUAUGACAACUAAUUCUGCUUGUGCUGGAUUUGUAACAGGAUGUAUUACUAAAUCAGGAGGAGGUUGUGUAUCUAAUGGAGCUUGUUCAGCUGCCAAUGUCUAAGCUGCUUGUGUUAAAAACUCUUCAGGAACUGAUUGUAUUUGGGAUACAACAUGUAAAGAAAAGACUUGUGCCAAUGCACCAACAACUAAUAAUACUCAUGAAUUGUGUACAUCAUACUUAUCUACAUGUACUGUCAAAGCAGGAGGUGGAUGUUAACCUAGAACUUGUGCAAAUGCUCCAACAACAUUAACAACUAAUGAUGCAUGUGAAGCAUAUUUACCAAAUAAUAAUUGUAUCACAAAGACAGGAGGUGGAUGUGUAACAAAUACUACAUGCGCUGCAAUAACUUUAGAAGCUGCUUGUAUCAAGAAUUCCUCUGGAGCUACUUGUUUCUGGGAUAAUGGAAAUUGUAAGGAUAAGAUUUGUACAAAUGCUCCAUCAACUAAUACUACUCAUGAUUUAUGUGUUGCCUUUUUAUCAACUUGUACUGUAAAUUCAACAAAUGCUGGUUGUGUAGAGAAAACAUGCGAAAAUUCAUUGACAUAAACUAUUUGUGAUAAAGAUUUGAACAACAAAGCCUGUAUUUGGAAAGGAAAAUGCUAUAAAAAAGAAUGUGUAUUAGCUUCAUCAACCUCAGCAACCCAUGCAGAUUGUUAAAAUUAUGAUUCUAGUUGUACUUUGAGUAAUACUGGCGCUGGAUGUGUUCCUAUUCCACUUAAAUGUGAAGCUAUUACUAUUGAAUCUGCAUGCAAUGUUAGAUUAUAAGUUACAAAUGGAGUUAAAUCAUACUAAGCAUGUGGUUGGAAUGGUUCAUAAUGUAUUGAUAAAGCUUGUUCAACUGCUCCUAGAACAUCAUCAACAACAACUGAAUGCGGCAAUUACAAAUCAGGUUGUGUUGCUAAUAAUCCAGUAAAUGGAUCAAUUUCAGGAUGCUAAGAUUUACCAACAACUUGUGCUGCUAGAAGAUCAAUUGAAAAUUGUGAAAUUUCAAGAACUGGAUUGCCAACAUGUUUAUGGAAUACCACUACAUCCACAUGUGUUGAGAAGUCUUGUGCCACUGCUAGUGUUGCAGGAUUACCAGGAGUACUAAUAGCAUUUAGUUUCAACAAUUGUCAAAAUUAUUUAUCAGUAUGCACAGCCACUAAUGCUUAAGGAGUAUGUACAAAUAAUUCAAGGCCAUGCAUUUCAAACAAUGAUUAAACAGGAUGUGUUGUUAAGCCCUCAAGUUGUUCAGGAUUAAAUUCUUAAAAUUGUUAAGUUGGAUCAAAAGCAAAUGGAGAUUGUUAUUGGAAUGGUAGUAAUUGUGUUGAUAGAACUUGCACUAAUAUCACUUAAACUACUCAUAUUGGUUGUUAAAAUGUUUUGAAUACAUGCACAGUUAAUAAUGGUAGAACAGCUUGUUAAGCAUUAGCUACUGCUUGUACUUCUUAUGGAUCAGCUGAAAAUUGUGUAAAAAUUGCUAGCGGAAAAAGUUGCAUAUGGACUGGAUCAGCUUGUAGAAAUGCAACUUGUGCAGAUGCAUUAGAUAGUGAUGAUUUUGAUGAUGAUUCAGAGUGUUCAAAUUAUCCAACACCAAGCGAAACAUGUACAGUUUUAUAUAAAACUGGAGGAUAAGGAUGUGUGACAAGAUCAGCUAAUUGCAGUGACUAUGCAUCAGAAGCUUAAUGUGUGAAAACAUUAACAGCCAACUCAAAUGAUUGUACUUGGAAAUCUGAAUAUGAAAAAUGCUUUUCUAAUACAUAACUUCAAGGUGCAUGCUCAACCUUUACAGGCACACAAGUUUAAUGCUAAUCUAUUAAAGAAGGUUGCACUAAUACAGUAAGUGCUACAGAAACAGAUGCUUGCACAUUUUCUUGUGCUGCUAUAACUGCAGGGUCUGGGCUUGAUCAUGCAGCAUGUUAAACAAAGAAUACUACAUGUACUGGUAAUUCUGGUGGAACUGCCUGUAUUACAUUAUAAGCAACUUGUGCAGGAUAUGGAACAACUGAAACUAGUUGUACAAGAAGAACUGAUGGUUUGUUAUGCCGUUGGAGAGCUGCUGUUACUGGUCCUCCUGCUGUUGAUGCUGCAUGUUUAGAUAUUACAUCAGCAAAUUGCGACGCUGUUACAGGAUUAACAAGUGCUACCCAUGCUACUUGUUAAAGUUACAGUACUUCUUGCACUGUUAAUUCUGGUGGAACUGCCUGUAUUACAUUGUAAGCAACUUGUGCAGGAUAUGGAACAACUGAAACUAGUUGUACAAGAAGAACUGAUGGUUUGUUAUGCCGUUGGAGAGCUGCUGUUACUGGUCCUCCUGCUGUUGAUGCUGCAUGUUUAGAUAUUACAUCAGCAAAUUGCGACGCUGUUACAGGAUUAACAAGUGCUACCCAUGCUACUUGUUAAAGUUACAGUACUUCUUGCACUGUUAAUUCUGGUGGAACUGCCUGUAUUACAUUGUAAGCAACUUGUGCAGGAUAUGGAACAACUGAAACUAGUUGUACAAGAAGAACUGAUGGUUUGUUAUGCCGUUGGAGAGCUGCUGUUACUGGUCCUCCUGCUGUUGAUGCUGCAUGUUUAGAUAUUACAUCAGCAAAUUGCGACGCUGUUACAGGAUUAACAAGUGCUACCCAUGCUACUUGUUAAAGUUACAGUACUUCUUGCACUGUUAAUUCUGGUGGAACUGCCUGUAUUACAUUGUAAGCAACUUGUGCAGGAUAUGGAACAACUGAAACUAGUUGUACAAGAAGAACUGAUGGUUUGUUAUGCCGUUGGAGAGCUGCUGUUACUGGUCCUCCUGCUGUUGAUGCUGCAUGUUUAGAUAUUACAUCAGCAAAUUGCGACGCUGUUACAGGAUUAACAAGUGCUACCCAUGCUACUUGUUAAAGUUACAGUACUUCUUGCACUGUUAAUUCUGGUGGAACUGCCUGUAUUACAUUAUAAGCAACUUGUGCAGGAUAUGGAACAACUGAAACUAGUUGUACAAGAAGAACUGAUGGUUUGUUAUGCCGUUGGAGAGCUGCUGUUACUGGUCCUCCUGCUGUUGAUGCUGCAUGUUUAGAUAUUACAUCAGCAAAUUGCAACGCUGUUACAGGAUUAACAAGUGCUACCCAUGCUACUUGUUAAAGUUACAGUACUUCUUGCACUGUUAAUUCUGGUGGAACUGCCUGUGUUACAUACACUUGUGAAACGGUUUUAAAUCCAAGUUGGACAAAUUGUCAAGCUUUUAGUGCAUCUUGUAGUGUAAAGAGGGAUGGAAGUAGUUGCAUCCCAAUACAAGCAUAGUGUUCAGGAUAUUCAGCAACUAUUGCUAAUUGUUUUAGAUCUACUGCUGGACUCUGUAUUAGUAAUAAUUUAGAUAAUUCAUGUGUUGCCCUAACAGCAUCAACAACUUGCGAUGCUUUAUAUUUAGGAACUGGCAAUUACACACAUGAAAAAUGUAAUUAAUUUAAAGAUACUUGCACAAAUUUAAAUAACACAGGAUGUUAAACUAAGGCAUGCUCUAACUUCACAGGAACUUUUAAUCAUUCUAAUUGUAAUACUUGGUUGCCUUCUUGUACUGUGAAUUUAGCAGGAGAUGCAUGCAUAUCAAUGCCAGCCACUUGUGCCAUUUAGACUCAAGCAUCAUGCAUUAGGGCAGUUGAAGGGGAAUGUGUUGUUUCAGGAACUUCUUGUGUUAGAAAAACAUGUGACACAGCUUCACCAGUUGCAAGCUUUACUACUAAUACUCUAUGUACAAAUUAUCUAUCUACAUGCACAGUUGCAAGGGUAGGAGGUUGUUAACCAAGAGCUGCUUGUUCAACAUAUAGAUCAAAUCAAUAAUGUAAAUUCAAUACAAGUGGAGGAAGAUGUUUCUGGAAUGCAACAAAUAAGACUUGUGUUGAUUUCAGUUGUGGAAAUAUUGAAUAGACAUCUUUAUAUGAUACUCAUACUAAAUGCUCAACAGUUGAUUCAAAUUGUACAGUUAGAGCUACAAAUGCAGCUGCUGUCCCUGGUUGUAUGACUAGAGGAGCCUGCAGUUCUUAUUAAAUUGAGGAUUAAUGCAAAACUAAUGCAAGUGGAAGUGCUUGUGUUUGGAACACAAAUUUAGCCUAACCAGCAUGUUAAGAUAAAUCAUGCAGUACUGCCCCAACUGCAACAGCAACACAUGAUGAUUGUAAUACCUAUUUUUCGACCAACACUAUUAAAUGUACAGUAGUUGCCACAGCAGAUGCAAAUGGUGGUGCACCAGUUCUCGGAGGUUGUCAAUAGACAGCAGCUUGUGCUACUUAUAUCCAUUAAGAAUAAUGCAAAUUCAAUGCUUCUGGAGAUGCUUGUGGAUGGAAUGGUACUUAAUGUGCAGAUAAGUCAUGUGCUACUGCACCUGCAACUGCUGAUUAUGAUGAUAAUAAUAAAUGCAGAGCUUAUUUCAAUAAUAAAUGUACAGUGGCAGAAUCAGGAUAAGGAUGUGUUGAAAUACCAGAUACAUGUGAAACUAUGGUAGAAAAAUAAUGUGUUAGUGAUAAGUCUGGUAGAUUAUGCUAUUGGAACGGAACUGGUUGUAUUACAAGAUCUUGUGAUAAUGCUCCAGAAGCAACUGCAUCUCCUGAUGAAUGUAAUACUUAUUUGGCUGGAUGCACUUUGGAUACAGUUAAAUGUAAGACAAAGGUUUGUGAAGAUUUUGCUUUUGCCACUGACGCUUUAUGUAGAUAAGCUAUAAGUACAUGUACAACAAAUGGAACAAAUUGUGUCACAAGAGGAACUUGCUUCUAAGCAAUGAGUUAAGCUGGUUGUGUUACUUCAGCAACAAAUCAAUAAUGUGAAUGGAUGCCAGCUGUUGGCAAUAAUUAAGCCUAUUGUACAGUAAAGACAUGUAAUACUGCCCCAGUUACUUUAACAUCUGAAGCAGCUUGUGCAGCUUAUUUCACUAAUUGCACAACAAAGAAUGGAGGUGGAUGUGUUACUAAAUCAACUUGUGCAGCUGUUACUGUUGAUGCUGCUUGUACAACUGCUCUUAAUGGAACUAUUUGUGCUUGGGAUAGCGAACAAAAUAAAUGUAGAGACAAAGAUUGUUAAGAUUUUAGUGGUACAACUCAUGCUGCAUGUUAAGGUUAAAGAGCUGGAUGUACUGUUGGAGCUAAUGGAAAAUGUGCUAGAGUUUAAAAUUGCGAAUAAACUACUUUGAGAAGUGCUUGUAUUGAAGGAACUAAUGGACCAUGUUUAUGGGUUAAUGACUUUGUUAACUCUGAUGGAUCUAAAGGAGCUUGUUUCAGAUAUACUUCAUGUAAGAGUUUGACUUGGAAUUCUGAUAGAUAAUGUAAAUGGAUAAGUAAUUAAUGUACAACAAAUGGAUCUAAUUGUGUUGGUAUUACUUUAUGUUCUGAAACUAAUACUGAUGGUGGAUGUGUUACAGGAUAUGAUGGAGCUUGUAUAUAAUCAGUACCAGCUUUGAAUUCUUCUGAUCCAAAGGUUUGUAAACCAUAUACAUCUUGUGCUGAUGCUUUCUAUACAACUCAUUCAGAUUGUUAAAUUGCUAGUAGUAAAUGUACAACAAAUGGAACUACUGGUUGUAUUGCAUUAGGUGCUUGUUCAUCUUAUACUUCAUAAGCAGGAUGCGUUUUCAAUGAUAAAGGUGUCAUUUAUACAUCUGGAGUCAUCACAUCAACUGGUAUUUGUACAUGGGAUGCAACAGCUAGUAGUUGCAGAGAUUAAUCAUGUGCUGAUUUGACUGGAACAAAUCAUGCAGCAUGUUCUUCAUAAUUAUCAACAUGUACAUCUGAUGGAACAACAUGUUUAGUCAAAGGAGCAUGUUCAUCAUACACAACUUAAACUGCCUGCACAACUGCUGUUGGAUCUGAUGGAACUUGCUAUUGGGAACUUGCAUCUGCUACAAAUAAUAACACAGCUAAAUGUAGAUUAUUAGCUUGUUCUGAUAUUCAAAAUGGUACGGCAACCAAUGUUUGUUCAGUAGCUUUGUCAUCAUGUGUUUCAGAUGGAACAACUUGUAUCACAAAAGCUAAUUGCUCAACUUAUAAAACUAAGACAGCAUGUAAUUCAGGUGGAUUAGAUGGUAUUUGUGUAUUCACUUAAUCAACUGCUACAGGAGCUGCUGCUGGUACUGGAACUUGUGCAUUAAUGACAGCAUGUACCACUGCUAAUAAUGAUUAAGUUGCUUGUUAAUAAGCCAGAGAUAGAUGCUCAUGGACUGCAGCAUCAGGAACUGGUGCAACUGCUGUUCCUAGUAAAUGUGCCACUCAUACUUGUGCUACAAAUUAAGCAACUAAUGGAGCUUGUACAAGAUUCUUGAAUUGGGAUAAAAAGACUUAAUAAGUUUGUACACUUGUUAGUGGAACAUGUACAGCAACAGACCCAUCAACUUUAUCAUCAAAUGAUUGUUUCUUGGUUUCUGGAUAUACAUACACAUGGAAUGCAUCAACAAGCAAAUGUGGAGUUUGCACUGCACCUGUUGUUUAACCAAAUAAUACAGAUAAUAAUACAAACAAUACAAAUAAUUAAACAACAACCGAUUCAGGAUAUAUUCUUGGAUUAUCAACAGUCAUAUUAGGAUAUCUCAUGUUCUGA